Molecule: messenger RNA, 922 nt
Organism: Cimex lectularius (bed bug)
Lineage: Eukaryota; Metazoa; Arthropoda; Insecta; Hemiptera; Cimicidae
Gene: Prosalpha7
Product: proteasome subunit alpha type-3
Exons: 6
Coding region: 116-883 (255 amino acids)
Biological process (GO): ubiquitin-dependent protein catabolic process
Cellular component (GO): nucleus; proteasome core complex, alpha-subunit complex; proteasome core complex
Source: RefSeq, a predicted model, not a curated record
UGGGGAUACUUAACCCGGUGAGUAGGUUACGUUUACCACUCCGCAUUUAGCUUCAUCAUUUAACUUCGGCUGUUAAACGGAUUUUCAACCUCAUUUGUGAACAAACAGAUAAAAUAUGAGCUCAAUCGGAACAGGCUACGAUUUAUCAGCCUCUCAAUUUUCUCCUGAUGGAAGAGUCUUUCAAGUUGAAUAUGCCCAAAAGGCUAUUGAAAACAGUGGGACUGUUAUCGGUCUCAGGGGGAAAGACGGUAUCGUACUGGCAGUUGAGAAGUUAGUGACAUCAAAACUGUAUGAGCCAGGGGCAAAUAAGCGACUAUUUACGAUUGACAAGCAUAUCGGAAUGGCUGUUGCUGGAUUGAUAUCUGACGCGAGACAGCUAGCAGAGGUAGCGAGGACGGAGGCCUCGAAUUACCGCUCACAGUUUAAAAGCAGUAUCCCUCUUAAAUACCUAAAUGAAAGGGUCGCUGGUUACAUGCAUGCGUACACGCUGUACAGUGCCGUCAGGCCUUUCGGAUGCAGUGUGAUACUCAGCACUUACAGCCAACUCGACGGCCCUGAAAUGUAUAUGAUUGACCCUUCAGGUGUUUCAUAUGGAUAUUUCGGAUGUGCUGUCGGAAAGGCUAAACAAGCUGCUAAAACCGAAAUUGAAAAGUUGAAAUUGAAAGACAUGUCUUGCAAAGAGCUUGUCAAAGAAGCCGCAAGAAUCAUAUAUUUAGUACACGACGAACUCAAAGAUAAACAGUUCGAACUAGAAAUGAGUUGGAUUGGUGCACACACGCAAGGUUUGAAUGAAGUGGUUCCACCUUCGGUACACGCUGAAGCUGAAAAAGAUGCCAAGGCAGCGAUGGAAGAAGAUUCAGAUUCAGAAACAGAGGAUCUCUAAAAUUCUCACUAUUUAAAAAAUAUAUAUUUCUUUAAUAAA